Molecule: messenger RNA, 1619 nt
Organism: Paramecium octaurelia
Lineage: Eukaryota; Ciliophora; Oligohymenophorea; Peniculida; Parameciidae
Source: the annotation of a GenBank genome assembly
AUGCACUGUGAUUCUUUUGCACAUUAUGAACUAUAAACAAUCCUAUCUGAAACCGAUUAUUCAAAGAGAGCUACAAAGAUCAUUUGCACUAUAGGGUAAGACUAUGUUAAAAUAUGUUAGUCCGGCUUGCUGGGAUGUGCCUACAUUGGUAUAAUUGAUUGAUGCCGGAAUGAGUGUAGCUAGACUAAAUUUUUCUCACGGGGAUCACAAGGUCCAUGGAGAGACAGUGGCUAAAUUGAGAGAAGCAUUUAAAUAAAGGAAGGACAAGCCAGUGGCAAUAGCAUUAGAUACAAAGGGUCCAGAAAUUAGAACUGGUGUGAACAAGGAACAUAAAUCGGUUGUAUUGAAGAAAGGGUAGAAAUUGGAAAUAAGUAUGAGUAAUCUUAUAUUCAGCCACCGAUUAUACAUUUGAAGGGACAUCAGAAUGUAUUGCAUGUAGCUACAAAAGUUUAUGCAAAACCGUACAUGUUGGAUCAUAAAUCUUGAUAGCAGAUGGAUCUGUAGUGACAAUUGUGGAUGAAAUAAAAGAAGUAUGGAAAAUGCUCAUUUUCAUUAAUAGUCCAGUGUAAUAGUAACAGUCUAAAAUGAUGCAUCAUUUGGAGAAAAGAAAAACAUGUCUUUGCCUGGAGCUAUAAUAGAUUUGCCUACAGUAACUGAGAAGGAAGAGGAAGAUUUAGUGAAAUUUGGUUUGAAACAUAAUAUUGAUAUUGUCUUUUUAUCAUUUACCAGAAAGGCAUAAGAUAUUGAGGAUGUCAGAGAUAUUUUAGGUCCCAAAGGCAGUGGAAUCAAGAUUAUUGCUAAAAUAGAAAAUUAGGAAGGAAUGCAAAACUAUGAUGAAAUAUUAAAAUCAGCAGAUGGAAUUAUGGUGGCAAGAGGAGAUCUAGGAAUGGAAAUCCCUCCCCAAAAAGUAUUCUAGGCUUAAAAAUGGAUGAUCAAAAGAGCACUUGAUGCAGGGAAACCUGUCAUUACUGCCACAUAGAUGAUGGAAUCUAUCAUUACUAAUCCCAGACCAACAAGGGCUGAAGCUUCAGAUGUAGCUAAUGCUGUAUUGGAUGGAUCAGAUUGUGUUAUGCUCUCUGGAGAAACUGCCAAUGGAGCAUUUCCAAUUAUUGCUGUAGAAACUAUGGGAAGAGUAAAUCUAUUCAUUAAUUGAUAGAUAUGUUGUGAGGCAGAAAAAUGUGUGGAUCAUGAAAAAACCUAUUGGAAUAGAAUUCACGAUAGGGGAUAUCUGGGCGAUACAGAAGCUUUGGCUGCUUCUGCUGUUCAAAUGAGUUUUGAAACUAAAGCUCAUGUGAUCAUUUGCUUCACUCUCACAGGUGAAAUUGCACGACUUGUUGCUAAAUAUAGACCAAGAGCUCCCAUUAUAGCAAUUAGGUUUGAAAUUUUAAUAUUUUAUUAGUACAGAAGACAAAACAAUUAAAGGAUUAAGUAUGACAAGUGGAGUUACUUGCCUUAGAGUUCCAAGUUUUUAAGGAGUUGAUACUUUAGUUGAUUAUGCUGUUAAAUCAGCAAAAUCGAGAGGAAUUAUUAAAACUGGAGACAAGGGUAUUGUCUUACUAGGAGGAAGCGAGGAAAAUCCAGAUGAGUCCAACAUCUUGAAAGUAAAGAAGAUCAUUUGA